UUGAAUGAAGGUAAAUAACGCGAGAACAUCCUUGUACUACGCCUAUCCCAUCAUCCAAUCUUUCUUUCUUUCCUGCAAACAUGGCCACUGGUGAUCAUCAGAUUGAGCGUGCUUUUCAAAAGCAGCCUACAGUUUUCUUAAAUAAAAAGGCAUACGUUCAAGGCAAGUCAAAAAAGGCUUUGAGAUAUGUAAGAAAUGUUGGCUUGGGAUUUAAAACACCCAGAGAGGCCAUCGAUGGCACUUACAUUGACAAGAAAUGUCCCUUUACUGGAAAUGUGAGCAUCCGUGGUAGAAUUCUGACAGGUCGAGUCUUAAAGAUGAAAAUGAUGCGGACAAUUGUCAUCAGAAGAGAAUAUCUGCAUUAUGUUCGGAAAUACAACAGAUUUGAAAAGAAACACAAGAACCUUAGUGUGCACUUGUCACCUUGCUUUAGAGAUGUAGAGAUUGGAGACAUUGUGACUGUUGGGGAAUGCAGACCACUAUCAAAGACUGUCAAGUACAAUGUUAUUAAAGUCACCAAGGCUUCUGGCAAAAAAAAAGGAUUUAGCAAGGCUUGAAUCUGAUGAAAAGAUGACUCAAUAAAGUUUUAUGUAAAUUACA
This is a messenger RNA of Biomphalaria glabrata, 600 nucleotides long. RefSeq names its product 40S ribosomal protein S11-like. The record is from RefSeq and is a predicted model, not a curated record. Gene Ontology annotation, cellular component: ribosome; cytosolic small ribosomal subunit. The transcript is spliced from 5 exons. The coding region runs from base 81 to 557 and encodes 158 amino acids. Gene Ontology annotation, molecular function: structural constituent of ribosome. NCBI's taxonomy places the organism in Eukaryota, Metazoa, Mollusca, Gastropoda, Planorbidae. Gene Ontology annotation, biological process: translation.